UCACAAUCAGCUGACGUCUCGGCGGCUCUCUCAAGCGCCCACCACAUCAUGGCCGACGCCUCCUCGCGCAGCUCAUCGUCACCGCGCUCCCCCUCACCCCCCGAACGCACGCGCCCAAAGUUCCGUAGGUCCAAGGACGGAUGCCUCACCUGCCGCCGCCGCCGCAAGCGCUGCGACCUCGAGCCCGGGCCGUCGUGUCGCACCUGCCAGCGCCUCAAGCUCACGUGUCAGUGGCCUGACACACCCGCGAGGGCUACUCCCUCCGCACGCAGCAUGCGCGGGACACCGCAGCGCGGCCCACCAGAUACCCAUCCGCAGUUCGACCCGCUCGGCGUCCUCGCCUCCGCGCUCGGCAUGCACGAAGCGCUUGCCACUCCCGCACCAGAGCUUCCCGCGGACAUGUCGCAGACGGUCGUGGGGGGCGUCGAUCUGAUGCCGAGCUUCCCGUUCAACGACAUGCUCGGCGGCUUCGAAAUUGAUGCCGCCACGCUGCAGCUCUGGGCCGCAGACUGCCUACAGCCGCAGCCGCCGGGGAACGGAGGGCCCGCGCUCGACUUGAGCUGGUACGCACGGCCCGAGUCGCCAGCGCGUGCCGCCUCAGCCGCCGCGCCGACCGAGACCGUGCUGAGUCCUACAUCGGCGACGGCGCGCAACGGUCCGCGCCACGCCGACCUCCUCCAGCACUUCCAGAGCACGCUCAGCCGUCUCGUGACGUGUUCGGGCGACUCGGGCGGCUUCUCGGCGUUCACCGACCUCGCGGACCGCAGCACGUCGUUGUAUCUGUCGAUUCUGGCGUGGGCGGGGCGGCACAUGGCCAACAUGGGCGCGGCGCGGUACGAGGCCGUCAGCGAGCGGCUGGGCGCCGAGGCUGGCGUCAUGGUGCUCGCUGAGCUCGAGAAGGUCGGGCAGCCGGGCUCGGCGGGGAGGAUGGACGACGAGGACGCCAUGACUGUGCUUGCUACUGUGCUUAUGGUUAUCCAGUUUAGGAUCUGCCGUGGGGACGUUUGGGGGUUUGACGUCCUCGUCGAACGUGGGGGUAUGCUUGCGUCGUCCCUCUUCGAGCGUGUGGACAGUGCACAUAAUGUGCGAGCCGCACAGUUCCUCGAUAACCUGAUCUAUCACGACGUGCUGAGCUCGUUCGCCUACACCCGCGGCCCGAUGGUGCCGUACGCGCUCAUUCUGAAGCAUACACAAGGCCAACUCUCAGCCCUGCACACGCUUACGGGUGUCAACCUCCCUGUCUUCUGCUUGAUGUACCGAGUCAUCAAACUCAUCCGCCAGCGAAGGCAAGCGAGCGAACAAGGCGACGGGCUUCUCGAGGUCCUCAGCGCCGCCGAGAAGCUAGAGGACGAGCUCGAAGCCGAGCGGCAGCGCAUCGAGACCCUCGUACGCACAAAACCGGAUCUCGGGGCUCACCGGCACUACCACGAGGCAUUCCGGACCGCGACCCUCGUCCAAAUCCGCGGGUUCGUGCUGUGCGAAUCGCCGUGCUCGCUCAAGCUGCGCCUGCUUGUGCGGCAGGGCCUCACCCUCCUCGAGACCAUGAUCGAGCGCAACCUCGCAGGCGUAUGCUCCAUGCACUGGGUGCUGUUCAUAAUCGGCGUUAUGGCGCUGCCGGGCGGGCUGGGGGAGAACGACCGCGAGCGCGUGGGGCGGUUGUACGACGAGUAUUCAAAACGCAUCGGCGGGUUCAUGAACGUGCCGCGCUCGCGCACGCUCAUGCACGAGGUGUGGGCGCGCAAUCAGGAGGGGCGGGCGUUCGUAGACUGGCUCGACAUCGUGCUCGAGUACGAUUGGGAGCUGUAUUUUGUUUAGGCUUCAUUCUCACUGUUGUAUCUGUCGUCCCUUUCUAAUUCCGACGGGCGCCGUCGACUGAUUGAGAUCGAACACUUUACGGUCACGUUAUCUCCUUUGAACCUCCCUCCAUUCAGCCCGCCACCAUACCCCAGCCGCCCGCAAAGUGUGUUUGCUGCCUGAUUCAUAAAUUCUACAACUAUUAUCCCAAGAGGCUAGAAAAAGAAGUCCGACACCUUCUGCCCCUUUCCUUUACUACGUGCCGCGCGAGCGGCUUCCGACUCAGCCGUGAUAUGUUCAAUCUCCU
This is a messenger RNA of Cutaneotrichosporon oleaginosum, 2101 nucleotides long. RefSeq lists its product as uncharacterized. Gene Ontology annotation, molecular function: transcription cis-regulatory region binding; DNA-binding transcription factor activity, RNA polymerase II-specific; zinc ion binding. Gene Ontology annotation, biological process: positive regulation of transcription by RNA polymerase II. Gene Ontology annotation, cellular component: nucleus. The record is from RefSeq and is a predicted model, not a curated record. NCBI's taxonomy places the organism in Eukaryota, Fungi, Basidiomycota, Tremellomycetes, Trichosporonales, Trichosporonaceae.